AUGGGUUUCCUCGGCGUCUACUCGGCUGUGUUUGAUUACCAGCCUCAGGGAGAAGGCGAGUUGGAAAUUCGCGAGGGCGAUCUGCUCUACGUCUUGGAAAAGAGUGCCGAAGACGACUGGUGGAAGGCCAAGAAGAAGGCAGACCCCGAGGAUGACGACGAGCCGGAAGGUCUAGUCCCAAACAACUACGUUGAAGAGGUGAGCAUCCCCAGAGCAUGCGUGACCGGCAAGCAGAAUACACCCACUGGUGCCUGUCAGGACUCUUGUGCAAGGCAAUCGGCGCAACCCACAUACAAUGCUAAAGCUCUCUACGACUAUACGCGGCAAACGGACGAAGAGGUUUCCUUUUCCGAAGAUGCCGAACUAUUGGUCUACGACACAUCAGAUCCAGACUGGACUUUGGUAGGGGUCAACACGGAGUUUGGAUUUGCGCCCUCAAAUUACAUCGAGCUCAUUGAGGAGAUUGCAUCCCGCGGCGGUGCUGCAGCCGCAGCUCCCCCUCCUCCGCCCGCCGAACCAAAGGCGCCUUCUCUUCCGCAGCGACCAACCGCUCCCCCGGAGGAGGAAUAUGACGCGUCGCCUGCGCCGUCUCCUGUGCACAACCCCGCGGCCGCCGCGAUUGCGGACAUUAUUCAUAAGCAACAUGCGCCUGCUGCCACCUAUUCGGAACCCGCGCGCGAGGAAUCCCCGCCUCCUCAGCUUCCUACUCGACCUUCGCAUGACCAGGAUCGUGAAGCACCCCGCCGAACCUCCCGCAGCGUCCGCCAUCAGAACAACUACAGUUUUCCACGCCAAUGGAACUUUACUCGCCCGAGCCCGAACCGUCUCGCCCGCCCCGCCCUCAGGUGGCAUCUCCCUCAAUGCGAGACAUGCGAGACAAUACCCACGUCAAGGAAUCCCCCCCUUACAACCGAGCGGGUGAACUGA
Messenger RNA from Penicillium cosmopolitanum, 927 nucleotides. RefSeq lists its product as uncharacterized. The record is from RefSeq and is a predicted model, not a curated record. The coding region runs from base 1 to 927 and encodes 308 amino acids. Gene Ontology annotation, molecular function: protein binding. The transcript has 2 exons. Lineage: Eukaryota; Fungi; Ascomycota; Eurotiomycetes; Eurotiales; Aspergillaceae.